UGAGUCACUCUCUGCACUUACUAGCCUUAAUUCAUACAAGAAAUACUCCCAAGUUGAUCAUUCUCUCUAUAUACUAUAUAAUAUUUGUUUCUCAUUCUUUGAGCUAUAAUGGCUGGAGUUAAGUUCUACUGCCUGGCAUUAGUAGUUCUGAUGGUUGCCAUGUCAGUGACUGUGGCCGAGAGCAGGCCUGUGAGGAAGGACUUGGGCUUGGAUCUCGGUGGCGUGGGGAUUGGGCUUGGAGUAGGAAUUGGUGUGGGUUUAGGCGGUAGCGGCUCUGGAGCUGGAGCGGGUUCAGGAUCUGGGUCUGGUUCCGGGUCUAGCUCUCAUUCAAGCUCUUCUUCAUCAUCUUGGUCCAACUCUGGGUCUGGGUCUGGUGCUGGCUCUGAAGCGGGUUCUUAUGCUGGGUCUCGGGCUGGUUCCGGAUCUGGAGAAGCUGGGUCAUCUGCUGGAUCUUAUGCCGGAUCUAGAGCUGGGUCAGGUGGUGGGUCCGGUGAAGGAGGUGGAUCUGGAUCCGGGUAUGGUAACGGGCAUGGAAGAUGAGCAUCAAUUAUGAUUUUCUUAUGAAAACUGUGGAGAAACUAUAAUAUAAUUAAGGUGUGUAACUUUAAUUUGUUACCCUAAUAA
Tripterygium wilfordii is the source of this 624-nucleotide messenger RNA. RefSeq names its product glycine-rich cell wall structural protein 2-like. Lineage: Eukaryota; Viridiplantae; Streptophyta; Magnoliopsida; Celastrales; Celastraceae. The record is from RefSeq and is a predicted model, not a curated record. Bases 109 to 540 code for a protein of 143 amino acids. The transcript is spliced from 2 exons.